AUUUCAAUAAUUUUUCUUUCGCAUAUUAUCAUAAAGUAAAUAAUGCCGAAAGUGCGUCGUAGUCGUAAACCCCCACCAGAUGGCUGGGAACUUAUUGAACCCACACUGGAAGAGCUGGAGCAGAAAAUGCGCGAGGCUGAAACGGAACCGCACGAGGGCAAACGCAUUACGGAAUCACUUUGGCCGAUCUUCAAGAUACAUCACCAGAAGACGCGUUAUAUCUACGAUCUCUACUAUCGCCGCAAGGCUAUCAGUCGUGAACUAUACGAUUACUGCCUGAAGGAGAAGAUCGCCGAUGCCAACUUGAUAGCCAAGUGGAAGAAGUCGGGCUACGAAAACCUCUGCUGCCUGCGGUGCAUUCAGACUCGUGAUACGAAUUUCGGCACGAACUGCAUCUGCCGCGUGCCCAAGUCAAAGCUGGAGGAGGGACGCAUAGUGGAAUGCGUCCACUGCGGAUGCCGCGGCUGUUCCGGCUGAGGCGCCCAUUUGAAAUUCUCGUAAAUAUAAAGACUGUAAAUACGCGUGUGGUUUAGAGCCUUUCCUAGCUUAUCUU
This is a messenger RNA of Drosophila arizonae, 553 nucleotides long. RefSeq names its product protein BUD31 homolog pseudogene. The record is from RefSeq and is a predicted model, not a curated record. NCBI's taxonomy places the organism in Eukaryota, Metazoa, Arthropoda, Insecta, Diptera, Drosophilidae.